CUCCACAGAUAUUGAAGAAAGUUUCAAAAUUUAUUAAAAAAAAGUAUGAAUUCGAUUUUGUUUUCUUGUAGCUCUCUUCCCCAUGAUAUAAUCCUGAAGAUCGGCUCUUCUCUUCAGGUGAUUGAUCUUUGCUCACUCAGUAGCUGUUCUAGGUUUUGGAGAGAGCUAUGUGGUUCUGAUGUCUUAUGGGAACCUCUGUUCAGAAAAAGAUGGCCUUUAUUGUGCACAUUUGAUGCAGACAGUACUCUGUUUCCUCAUCCCCAAAACGCUGGAACUACUGAUGAAGAUUCCCAGGAAUGGAGAAGAUUCUAUGUGGUGCAGCAUAAGGAAAUGGCGUCUAGAGCUUCCGAGGUGAUUACUUAUGUGACUAAAUGGCCUGCUACGUUGUCUCUAGAGGCCGGAGAAUAUCUGCGCGCGGUCGAAACAAUGAGCUCGAUGAGGUUAGGAUUUCAAGAUGUGGAGUUAUUUCUCUUCAAACCAAACUUGAGUGUGCUGUUAAACCUCAUUGGACUCAUCUACUGCAUAAAACACCUGAACCCGCUGCCGGAGCAAAUCUUGGAUGCUCUAAGGCAAUAUGGAAUCUCAGAGCAGCUAGUUUGGGUGAAAUGGUCGACGCUAGGUAGAUGGUCAGGUGGGAGACGAAUGAGAGACGAAAUAGUAUCACGACAGGUCUCUCUAGUCGAUGUCGUAACAGGGAAAGAAGAAACAGUUCUACGAGUGCUUCAACGAGGAGUUGUUCACGAAGUUCUACGAGUUUGUAUCUCAACCAUUGAUCUUGCUUGCACCCCUUGCACCAGCAGCACCAUCAGAAACUACUAACUUGUUUCCAAUCUUCUCUACAAUUACAGAUUUGUUACAAGUUGAAGUCAGUGUGAUAUAAAGAUAAACAAAACAUAUGUAACUACGAUUGAAACUUUUAAAGUAAAUCACUGUAUAAUAAGAGGAUAUUAACAUUUUUAAUCCUAAUUAAAAUUUUAACUUUUUCA
Messenger RNA from Capsella rubella, 986 nucleotides. RefSeq lists its product as uncharacterized. NCBI's taxonomy places the organism in Eukaryota, Viridiplantae, Streptophyta, Magnoliopsida, Brassicales, Brassicaceae. Gene Ontology annotation, biological process: SCF-dependent proteasomal ubiquitin-dependent protein catabolic process; protein polyubiquitination. Gene Ontology annotation, cellular component: SCF ubiquitin ligase complex. The transcript has 4 exons. The coding region runs from base 46 to 819 and encodes 257 amino acids. The record is from RefSeq and is a predicted model, not a curated record. Gene Ontology annotation, molecular function: protein binding.